Messenger RNA from Ascoidea rubescens DSM 1968, 2507 nucleotides. RefSeq lists its product as uncharacterized. The transcript has a single exon. The record is from RefSeq and is a predicted model, not a curated record. Bases 192 to 2357 code for a protein of 721 amino acids. Lineage: Eukaryota; Fungi; Ascomycota; Saccharomycetes; Ascoideales; Ascoideaceae.
CUUCUGCCUCUGCUGCUCUUUCUUCUUGAUAACACUUCCAGGUUUGCUCUUGCACUGCACAUUUUCUUUGCCACUCUCAGAAAGGCUGCCUCUCUGACCUCUGAUUCAGCUACUUGUGUUGUCAUUGUUUUGUUCCUUGGUUUUCCCAUUCGCCGCCCAUAUCAGGUAACAUCAAAGUGCUAUAAAAAAGUAUGAAUGAAAAUACUUCACGUUCAACAUUAUCCUCUUCCAAUUAUUGUCUUAAUGGUUCCCUGAUUAUUAACAACAACCAAAAUAGUCCCCCUUUAGAUUCCUUGAACUCUCUAAAUUCUUUAGACUUGUUAAAUCCGUCCCAUUCCAUAGACUCGUUAUUGGAUACUCUAUUUCCCAAAAAUAAUAAUCAAAUUAUUAGCCAAAAUUCAAACCAAAAUAAAAAUUUCAAAAUCAUCAAUGACAACCUAUUAUCAAAUCAUAAAAUAAAUCAAAUUAAUAAUAUAAUACGUCAAGAGUUUGACUUUGAGAUCUUUUUAGAACAUCGGAAACUAAAUCUAGUCGAUAUCGAAAUCGGAAAAGCUGAGGCUCAACUAACUCUACUAAAGAGAUUUUAUAGCUAUCAAAAAAAUAACCUUAGGCAAACUAAUAACACCAAUAAAGACAUCAUAAAUAAUAAUGACAGUCACAUAGAUUUAGAACCAACGGGUUUUGCUAAAACCUACACAAAGCUACUUAAUUUAUUAACAGAAACUCCCCAAAUCUCUUACACUUCCGCUGCCUCAAUUCUGGAUGAUUCUUACAUCAGAACAAGAUCCCAGACUUCUUCAAUUCGCCCAAUUUUCACUUCUUCAAAUUUUAAUAUCCAACCUUUUACUAAUACACCCUCCAAUUUUAAUUUUAAUUUUAAUCCCAACCUUACUUCCAACACAAUUAUUAACUCAAUCAGCCAUAAACAAAAAUUACCUGAUACUUUUAAUCUAUGUUUAUGCAGGCGUUCUGAUGGUAUCCUAGUCUCUUUAACCUGCCCAAAUUGUAAAAAAAGUAACUUCAGUUCUCCUCAGGGUUUUAUAAAUCAUUGCAGAAUAACUCAUCACAAUGAAUAUACUUCUCAUGAUAAUGCUGCAAUGAUGUGUGGCCAAAUAUUACCUUUAAAUCAACAAGAUCAUUUAGGUAUCGAUGCUUUAAAUCAAUUAAAAUUAAAAGGUUUGGAUCCAGCUAAAAAUUUAAAUACCCCUGAUUUAUCUGAUUUUACUUAUGAUAUAAAUAAAAACAAUACCAACACCAAUACCAAUGCCAACAACAAUAAUAAUAACAAUAAUACCAAUAAAAGCUUGAACUUUAAUUUCAACUUUUCUUUUCCUAACCAGGAUAUGUCAACUCAAUUUUCAAAAAAAAGAGGUAGACCCGGUUUUACUGAUAAUUCUAAUAAAACUAAGAAUAAUACUAAUAUUGAAAAGAACAAAAAACCCAGCAUUGAUAAAAAGAUAAACGCAAAUGUCAAUAAUUCGAACAACUAUUCUCAUUUGAAAAAUUUUGUCAAGGGAAAUGUAUCAAAUUUCGAUCAAUUAAUAUCUUUAACAACUGAAAAGGUCUCAAAUGCUCAUUUAUUUGAAGAUGAAGAAGAAGUUAGUGAAGACAAUAAUAAUAUCCUCAAUGAAAAAUCUAGCAAUGAUGACCCAUUUAAAAACUCUUCAAAAUCAAAAUCAAAAUCAAGAUCAAUAAUUAAUUCAAAUACCAACAAAAUCAAGGAAUCAAAAAAAGUUUCUUCAAUUUCUUUGAAAAAAGAUAACCAUCAAAAUGAAAAAAAAAACGAAAACGAAAACGAAAACGAAAACGAAAACGAAAACGAAAACGAAAACGAAAACGAAAAUGAAAAUGAAAAUGACCCGGAAUUGUCUAAAUUGAAAAAAGAUAUUAGUUCAUCAGGCUUGUUGAUCCUAGAAGAAGCCAAAAAACUUGAUCUCAAUGUCGACCAGCUACUAAAAAGUAAACUUUCAAACUCUUCAACCUCAACCUAUAGAAGAGGUAGAGGUGGUAGUAGAAGGAAAAAUUAUAGAAAAGCUUCAACUAGAAAAGUUUCAAAUAAAAUUUCAAAAUUAAAUGAUGAUUCCGAUAAUUUGAAAAUUCAAAAUGAACUUGAAUCUCAAUCAUUGACUAAAAUUAAUAUAAAAUUUACCAAUAAUAACAAUAAUAAUAACAAUAAUAAUAACAAUAAUAACGAUAAUGAAACUAUUAAUUCUACAAUUGAUAAAAAAGACCUCAAAGUUGAAUUUAAAAAAAUUGAUCAGGCCGAUAAAAAUAUUUCUUAUGAUAAUUUAACUUCUCUGUUGGCAAGAACGUUACCAAUUCCAACAAGUCCCAUUAGAACUCGAAGCAAAGAUUAAAAGAAAACAUUAAAAAAAUUAUUCAUAUUGAAGGCUACUAUGUAUCUAGUAUAAUAUAUUUUUAUUUUAAUAAUUUUUAGUAAUCUUUAGUAAUUUUUAGUACUUUUUAGUACUUUUCAAUUAUUUUUUGUUUUAAUUGAAUUUUAUUUA